AUGCUUCGUCAGCACGCCAGUCCGUCAGUUCGCCCACGGCAUCAGGGCAACUCGAGCCAAUCCUUGCGCGCCCUCUCUUCCUCUGCGCCGUCUCUGACUGUUGCAUUCGCACUCGACCGCUUCAGAGCGAGUGUUGCACCCGCCGUCCCUCCGCCAAGGCACCGGGCCAGCACACCACUAUGCCGCACGUGGAGAUGGCACAGGACCCUCUACGCUGGCUGGCAAAAUGAUGAUUCUACGCUGCCCGACCUGUCCUGGUGGGACGCGUAUCACCCUUACGCCGAGCACGGCGACUUCUUCGACGACCUGCACGCUUCGUUCCCCAACAACUCGGAGCUUUUCGUCGCCGGCAAGUCGUACGAGGGCCGUGACAUUUACGGCAUUCACUUCUGGGGCAAGGACGGCAAGGAUGCGAACCCUGCCGUGUCGUGGCACUCGACCGUCCACGCCCGCGAGUGGGUGUCUGCUCUGACGACCGAGUACCUCGCUUACAAGCUCAUCUCGGGUUACCUCGAGGGCGAUAAGGGCACUCAGGCUCUCGUCGACAAGUUUGACUACUACGUCAUUCCCUUUGUGAACCCCGACGGUUUCGUCUUCACCCAGACGUCAACCCGCCUCUGGCGCAAGAAUCGUCAGCCCCGCGCCAACACGACGUGCGUCGGCACCGACGGCAACCGCAACUGGCCCUUUGGCUGGCACUACCCGGGUGGCGCCUCGGACAACCCCUGCGGCGAAACCUACCGCGGCCUCGCCGCCGCCGACACGCCCGAGAUUGCCUCGCUCGUCGCCUGGACCGAGACGGUCAAGGCCAAGCACGGCGUCAAGCUCUUCAUCGACUUCCACUCCUACGGCCAGUACGCCCUGCAGCCCUACGGCUACGACUGCUCCGUCGUGCCCCCCAACUUUGAGCGCCAGGUCCACGUCGCCAAGUGCUACGCCGACGCCGUCUUCGCCGUCAACGGCUCCAAGUACGUCUACGGCUCCAGCUGCCGCGAGCUCUACGCCACCACCGGCAGCGCCCCCGACUUCCACUCGGGCGCCGUCGAGGCCGAGUUUGCCUGGACCAUUGAGCUGAGGCCCGCGUCCGCCGGCGCCGGCGGCUUUGUCCUGCCGCCCGAGCAGAUCCGUCCCAACGUCGAGGAGCAGUGGGCUGGUCUGCAUUGUGCGGAAUGCCUCCGAAAGCUGUCUUGGUGCUCUUGUCCGACACGAGUAGACGGCGAUGCAAAUGAGACCGCUCUCGACAUUCCGCCGGAGAUUUCCGCAGCAUGA
Verticillium alfalfae VaMs.102 is the source of this 1269-nucleotide messenger RNA. Its product is annotated as zinc carboxypeptidase A 1. Bases 1 to 1269 code for a protein of 422 amino acids. Gene Ontology annotation, biological process: proteolysis. Gene Ontology annotation, molecular function: metallocarboxypeptidase activity; zinc ion binding. The transcript has 8 exons. The record is from RefSeq and is a predicted model, not a curated record. Lineage: Eukaryota; Fungi; Ascomycota; Sordariomycetes; Glomerellales; Plectosphaerellaceae.